AUGGCUGGUAUGUUCCAAGGUGCCAAAGCCUUUAACCAGCCCAUCGGUGGAUGGGACACAUCCAAGGUCAAGAGCAUGGCAUACAUGUUCCAGGAAGCAGAAUCUUUCAACCAACCCAUCGGCAGUUGGGACACUUCCUCCGUGAUAAACAUGAAGAAGAUGUUCAUGAAAGCCAAGAGAUUCAACCAGCCAAUUGGGAACUGGGACACAUCAUCCGUCACCAGCACGGAUAGAAUGUUCGCCGACGCAGAGAGCUUUCAGCAGGACAUCAGUGCAUGGGACGUCUCGUCAGUCACAUUAAUGACUGCCAGCGGCUAUCAAAAAGAGAGCGCCUCCCGGCCAAUUACUUCUUGUAGUUUGCCACGGCAGUCGCGGGCCUUAGCAGGUGCGAAGCUCUCUCAGUUUCAAUGCAGCAUGGCAUGCGUUUGUCGUGCUGACGCUGCGUCUAUGGAUGUGACCAAACCAGAGUUGCGAUGCCUCCUUGCGGGAGGACACAGCCGUGACCUUGGGAAACCAGUUGCGGGCAGGGAAGUCAGAUACAGCAAGCCCCAGAGUGGAGCGAAAGCUUCAAAUCAUGGUGCCAAUCGCUGGGGAAAACAGACCAACCCCAACCGAGGCUGCAGCCAUCAAGAUAUCACUGGUUUUGUGCCCAGCGAAUGGAAUGCCCAACCAAAGUUCCUAUCCGUGCAUGAGAUCAUUUCUCAGAUAAAAGCAGGAAUAGCCUUGCAAGCCAACAUCACCGAAGUUUACACCAAAGAACAGUGUGCGAACCUGCGCACCCUUUGGCAUAGCUAUGGGUGCAAGGGCUCUUUGACCAUGCUGCUCACCAAGGAUGCCAAAGACACCCUGGGGGCCACGGUCCAUCAACAAGACUUGCUCACAGGCUGGCUGAUUUUGCCAACAGAACAGGCUAAGGGCCAAGCGGCCAACUACCUCCUCCGAGGGGCUCCAAAGAUGUGGCAGACUGAAGAGAUCGAAGAUUUUCUCAAUCAACAGAAAUGGAAAGCCGUGCAACGCAUUUCCAAAGUGAGAUAUCGAAACGAAUGGCGUUUUCAUGCCCAGCCACCUUCAGCUAUGCAGGAAAAUUACCAUUACGAUUUGGCAGAAGGCUACAUGUCAUGCAUCCCAGCUCCUGUCAGACAACACCAGCCAACCUGGCAACAACCUGUCAGAAACACAUGGCGAGGAAAUGAGCUGGGGAAAAUUGGAAAUGAAGCCAACAAUCCUGGCGAUACCGGUGACGUCAUGGCAACUGCUCUGGAUCAGGACUCCAGUCAAGCUUCACAAAAAGAGGCUGGUAGGGAAAGAAGUCGGAGCCCAGUUCGCUCCAAGCAGCGGCAGGCUGUUGCAGAUGACCCAGAUUUGAUCCCAACAGACAUCGCGGAAUGUUUCAAAAAUGGCUGGGAAAGUCAAGAUGUUGGUGGCAAUGGAGAUUGUUUUUAUCGAAGUAUUGCUGCUUGUCAACACUGGCAAAAGCAUCAUAAGUUGAUCACUGCUGAAACUGCUGCCCUCUGCGGGGCAGAGCUUCGUGCGUCAGCUGUUUUGCACGCCCAGAAGCAUAGUAGCAGGCUCUCUAGCUGGUUUGCGCCAGAUUCCAAAGAAACCCCCGCUGAAAGGGGGUGCAAUCCGCAGGCAACGAACAUCAGUGAAUGGUGUGAACUGCAGAUGAAACAGGAAGUCUGGGCAGAUGGCCUUAGCAUCCAGUGCCUGGCUGAGACCUUGGGACUUGUCAUUGUGAUUUUCAAACAAUCAGAGGAUAGAUGGGACAGAUUCACAUUCGCACCUGGCUUUAAGCAGGAUGUUGCAAUGAGCAGACGCAAUGGACUCAUGAUGUCCAUUCGCAGUCUUGCAUGUCGCAUGCUCCUGACCGGAGACACAACGCUUCGAAGAGGACGACAUUCUGAGCCACUUGUGCAAGCUAGGGAUACUGCUCGUGCCAAACGAAACACCAGAGAUCGCCUAGGGCCCAAGUUCAAAGCCAUCGCCAGCAUCCAAGCAAAACAGGCUGGCACUGGAUUACAUGUGCACCCUGGGAGCCUGGGUUCCGCCGGAGGGUUUCCUUUUGUUUGCGUCAAAUGCAACAAGAAAGUUUCGUAUCCCACAGAUUCGUGCUGCCCAAACAACAUGCCUAGUAAGAGCCGCGAUGUCUCUAAGCAGGGUCGCAGAGCUGUUUGGAAGGCCAUUUUGGCCAAAGCCAACAAGCAAGCCGCAGCGGCAAAGCUGUGCACGGUCAAAGAGCAGAGAGCACAAAGGGCGGAAGCAAACAGAUUGCAGAGACAAGAUAGAGAGCGAGUCAGCCGCAUCAGCUCCGAGUCAGGGCAGCUGAUCCACGCUGUGCUGCACGGGGGGCAACGGGACAUCAACGUCCUCUGUAUUUACCGGCACCACAGUGAUGCCGAUUUUGCCAUUUUGCAUGAAGCUGCGCUGAUUGUUAGCCGCCUAGGUGUUCUGUUGCUCGACAUGACCGGAGUGUUCACCCAAUUGAUGCAAUUUGGUCUUCGGGAGGGCUUCAAGCCUCCAGUGCCUCCGAAAUUCCAGGUGAUGGAGACCACACCAUCGCACAGAGCUCCUUCCCUCUUGCAUUUCAAAAAUGUAAGGCAACUCCAAGAUGCGCACCGCAACGAUGCACUUCAGAAAUGGCGCGCCCGAAUGCGCGAUCUCCCACAAGCUUGUCAGUGGCUCAGGAAGGAAGAAGAAUUCGCUGCAGAUGUUGACGCUCUCCUUUCGGCUUAUCAGGAUGACUUCCCUGAUCCAUUACCCACACCUAAUCUUCCGCCCAUCACAGGAGAGGACACGCUCAGGGCAGCUCGCCAAAUGCACAGAAAAGCAGCUGGCUUGGAUGGAAUUUGCCCUUCCUGGUUAGCAUUGCUGCCGUGCGAGGCACAUAGGCGGCUUGCAGAGAUGAUGGAUGCCUUUGAGCAACAGGGGGCGUGGCCGGAAGCCACUUGUUACUGGAAGAUCGCAGCCCUGCCAAAGAAAAGGCAUGGCACUUUGCCUUCAUUGGGUGAAGUCAGACCAAUCGCAAUCGGCUCAGCCAUCUAUCGUAUUUGGGGCAGAAUCAGAUUGGGCCAUCUGGCUCCCAUUCUAGCUCAAUAUCUGGAUCGGAACCAGUCGGGGGGCAUCGGCGGAGAGGACGUCUCCUCCCUUCUAUUGACUUUGGACAUCGAUCUUGAUCCCACAAAAUUUCCGUGCCUCAUGGCACUAGAUUUUACCAAGGCAUUUGACUCUUGCGAUUACACUUUGGCUCUGGCCGUCAUGUCCCGGCUUGGCCUUCCUGCCCGUGUGGUCAAUCUUUUGGGAGCACAAUGGCGGCGACAGAAACGUUGGAUGUCUUUUGCAGGGGUGUGUGCGCGGCUCCCUAUCCAAAAUUGUUUGGCAUUACCCCAAGGAGAUCCCUGGUCUCCCAUAGCAAUGUCACUGGUUCUCAUGCUUGCGAAGCGGCACCAAGAGAGGUUGGUUCCGGAGUCCAGAUGCUUGCUGUACCUCGAUGAUCGCACGCUUGUUGCUCCCACUCCCGGCAUCCUGGCCGCAGCUCUUAAUGCUUGGAAUGUGCUCCAUGCCCACACUCGACUCCGCACUAAUUCCAGCAAAACCCAAGUGCUGGGGCGAAAUUGGAAGGGGUAUCUGGCGUUGCAGGCGGCUAAUCUGUCGCCGACUGCCACGGCUGAAGUGCUGGGUGUCACCAUUGGCAUCGCGCCCAGAGCUCAAUCCAAUGCUGAACUGUCCCGUGCCAAAAAAUGCACAACGAUUGCACAGCGUAUUAGUGUUUUGCCGGUAUCCCAAAACUUCCGGGCCGGCCUCGCGGCCCUUACUCUUGCUUCCAAGAGGGUCUGGGGGCUUUUACUUAAUGGAAGAACUCCUACCAAGGGGGAAUGCAAGGCGCACACUGAGGAUUAUCGUCUUGCAGUUAAAGGAAAAUUUUUGGAUGGCAUUGCUUCCAGGCAUUUGGAAAAAGUCUUGUUGCUUGGGCACUCAUCUGACCUCCUUUACCUUUCUUGCCAGCGUCUUUUGAACGCCCUCACUAAGUGGCGUCACCACCAUCCGGGGAAUUGGUCCCACAAGCCUAGUAAUGUGAUUUCGGCUUUGAACGGUGCUCUCUCCAAGCUGGACCUUCAGUGCGACAGCUGGGGCCGCUGGUCCUGGAGUGGGGGGUGGUGGGACUCCGCAUCCCCACCUGAUUUCGCACCUCGCAUGGCACAUUGUUUUCGGCAGUUUUGGCGUGCACGUGAGGUCAAAGGGUGGCUGGCAUCUGACCGCAAUGAUGCCAAGCUGGCCCGGGCAAACAAUUUGGCUAUUUCUGAUAACCUAAUCACUAAGCUUCACCGGGCGGCCACACAUCUGUCCGCGCAUGAGAUUGGAAUCAUGUCUGGUGCUUUGAAAACUGACGCGAAAGCGUCGUCACCACCUAUGUUUUGCCAUGAAUGUAAGAAACAUCAGUGUCCUGACACUUUCCAUGUGCUUUGGCAGUGUAGCCACUGGGACCACCUGAGACGUGUCCCUCCCAGCAGAUGUCCUUUGGUUAACAGAUUAGGCUGGGGUCCUGAAGGGGUCGACCUUGUUCGUGUGAAACAAUGCGCGCAUAUCCGGGAGCAAUUGUGCAAAGUCCAAGCCGGACGCAACUACUCCCGUCCCGAGCCUCUUGACAUGGGCCAGAACAAUUUGGAUCCUCACAUUGCUCGUGGGGAGGGCGUGACUGCCCUUCCUGUGGUGUAG
Molecule: messenger RNA, 4713 nt
Organism: Cladocopium goreaui
Lineage: Eukaryota; Dinophyceae; Suessiales; Symbiodiniaceae
Source: the annotation of a GenBank genome assembly